CAAGCGAGACUCCCUGGGGAAUACGUAACCUACGCCAAUAUAGUGAAGACGCCCAAAUCCCGCCCGCAAGUGACUGACAAGCGGACUUUAUCCACUGUUAACACAAACUUCCACAUGCUGGCGUGUAGUAGAUGGAAACAGCCAGUAGUUCAGUGUUUUGGACUUGAGAAUCGUGACUGAAGUUAUAAUUUACCCAGCGGUUAUUCCUAGAGGCGUAAACUAAAUUAGUCAUCUUGCUAUCAUUACCUGUUGAACCAAAUCCGAGACGCAAACUGCGUCGAUUACACAUAUUUUACAUGAGGCGUUUACAAACAUAGUGGUGUGUCUGAUCUUUCUAAAAUUAUUUUCCUCGUUUAUUAUUGUUCUGCUCUACACUUUCAAUCCAAGCAGGUUCGGAUUUGUUGAUCAACAGCAAUGGGAUUACACCCUUUGGAGUUCAGUGAAUGUUACCUGGACAGUCCGUCUUUCAGAGAGAAAAUAAAGGCACACGAAGCAGAGCUGGAUAAAACGAGCAGAUUUAUAAAAGAACUUCAUAAGGAUGGAAAGAAUCUUAUCAAUGCCACUAAACAGCUGGGGAUGGCACAGCGGAAGUUUGCCCAGUGCCUGGCAGAGUUUCAGUUCCAGUACAUCGGAGAUGCCAGGACAGAUGAUGAGAAAUGCAUUGACGAAUCGCUGCACGAGUUUGCUUCCUUCCUGAAGAACCUGGAGGACCAGCGGGAGCUGAUGAUGAGGAACAUCACAGAGACGCUGCUCAAACCGCUGGAGAAAUUCCGCAAAGAGCAGCUGGGCUCAGCGAAGGAGGAGAGGAAGCGGUAUGAGAAGGAGACGGAGAAGUACUACAGCUCCUUGGAGAAGCUUCUGACUCUCUCUGCCAAGAAGAAAGACCAGCAGUUACAGGAGGCAGACGUGCAGGUGGAGGGCAUGAGGCAGCACUUCCAGGAGGAGUCGCUGGAGUACGUGUGCCGGCUGCAGGAGAUCCAGGAGAGGAAGAAGUUUGAGUGCGUGGAGCCCAUGCUGGCGUUCUUUCAGACAGUUUUUACCUUCUACCACCAGGGGUUUGAGCUGGCCAAGGACUUUGACCACUACAAGAGAGCUUUGCAGAUCAACAUUCAGAAUACAAGGAGUCGCUUCGAGGCCACACGGUCAGAGGUAGAGGAGCUGAUGAUGAAGAUUAAAGACUGUCCUCAGGAGCACAUACAGACCAGCCAGCUCAGCAUCGAGGGAUACCUCUUCAUCCAGGAGAAACGACCGCCCCCGUUCGGCUCCAGCUGGGUGAAGCGGUACUGCACCUACAUUAAAGAGCAGAAGCUGCUGCACAUGGUGACGUUCGACCACCGGUCUGGGGGCAAGAUCGGUGAAACGGAGUCUGUCACCCUCAAGUCCUGCUCAUGGAAGAAUAAUGACGUUUUUGACCGGAGGUUUUGCUUGGACAUCGAGAUAACUGACCGGCCCGGGCUGGUCCUCACGGUCCAGGCCCUCUCUGAAGAUGGCCGCAAGUUCUGGAUGCAGGCCAUGGGCGGGAAGGAGCCUAUGCGUUGUUUUGGUAGAACGUACUCAAAGGACAGAGGGAUUGAUGCACAGCUGGAUGAAGUUGGGUUUUCCUUUGUGAAAAACUGUAUCCAUGCCAUAGAGAGCAGAGGAAUCUGUGACCAGGGCUUGUACCGGGUCGUGGGGGUCAGCUCUAAAGUUCAGAGGCUGUUAAGUAUGAUGAUUGAUGAGAAGAUUUGCAACGAGGUGGAUUUGUCUGUGGCAGAGGACUGGGACAUCAAAACCAUUACCAGCGCAUUGAAGCUGUACUUGAGGAGUCUCCCUGAACCUCUGAUGACCUACGCACUUUACAAAGAUUUUAUAGACCCGGCAAAAUGUGGCACCCCAGAGUCGCGAGUGCUGGCGGUCCACUACCUGGUUCACAAACUGCCGGAGAAGAACCGGGACCUCCUGGGGGUGCUGAUGAGCCAUCUGGCCAAUGUGGCUGCGCACUGUAAGCAGAACCUGAUGACGGUGGCCAAUCUGGGCGUGGUGUUCGGGCCCACACUCAUGCGGCCCCAGGAGGAGACCGUAGCCGCCAUCAUGGACCUCAAAUUCCAGAAUAUUGUGGUGGAGAUCCUCAUUGAGCAGCACGAGAAGAUUUUCACCGACCCCCCCAGCGUGUCGCCCUCCGCUGCAGACCCCUCCUUCGCCCCGACCCGUCAGUCCAAGACCCGGCAGAGCCGACAGAAGCGGCCGCUGGCCGUGUACAAUCCACAGGUGCUGGACAUUCAGGCAGUGACCACGUCCAACGCCGCAGCGUCGGAGGAGGCCUCGCUGGGCAGCACAGAAUCCGUCUCGUCCCAGUCCUCCACCAACACCACGUCUGCAUCCGGGUCGCCCAUGGAGGAGCCCCAGGGGCACCUCAGCUCCAACGGGGGCACCAACCCGGGCACCACCGGGAGCACCAACGCGAGCACCACCGGGGGCACCAACGCGAGCACCACCGGGGGCACCAACGCAGGCACCACCGCGAGCACCAACGCAGGCAACACUGAGGGCACCACAAGGGACUGCACUGGAGUUCGGGGCUGUAUGGUGUCCUGGACGCUGAACAUGGAGCCUGGCGUCUCUGAGACAGCAGCCACACCCGUUACCACCCAGAAUGAGAAGCAGGGAGAGAGUGUCAGGAGCCGGAAGGCCAAGGCGGUGUACCCGUGCGAGGCUGAGCACGACUCGGAGCUGUCCUUCCAGGUCGGGGCCAUAUUCCACGACGUGAUGUACUCCAGAGAGCCGGGCUGGUUAGAGGGAGAACUUCAGGGCAAACGCGGCCUCAUCCCAGAGAACUACGUGGAGCUGCUCUAGCCCUGAGAGCCCACCGUCCCCUCUGCAUGGUAUCCAUGAGCGCUUAUAAUAGACCUCGUCUCAUUUACACGCAUACUGUUUAUGCCUCUGCCUUUCUCUCACAGUAUACUGUAUAUCGAUGGAUGGACCCAGAAACUGCCAAUUAAAAUACCGUGUCAUAUUUUUUUGUUGCAACAAGACUGCUGUCUUACAAUUCAAAGAAUAGUUUGACAGUAGAAAAAGCCUUACAGAUGGUGCUGAGAUGCACAUUUUUAAACUCCCAUAAAAGAGUGUGGAUGUACAUUGUUGUGUUUUAAAUUCAGUUAAUAGACAGCAUGUUGUCAUUUUAAAUGUUCAGAAUUAUUGCAUGCUUUGAUUUUGAAUCUGUGAUGAUUGAAUGGACACAUUACAUGCAAUGCACUAUAUAUUAUAACCACAGUUACAUUAAAAAAAAAAAUCUCUUGCAUGAGAUCACGUGACCACCGUUUACACUCCACUCUUUAUCUGCUGGCUGAUUGGCUUACUCUUCAUAUCAAACCCGUAGGAAAAUUGAUUGAAUCGAUAUAUAUAAUAUACAGUGUACUAUGGUGUUAUUACAGAAGACUACAGGCUCUGUAGCAUGUGUAUAAGGCUUUAGAACUGAAAGGGUUACAGGCUCUGUAGCAUGUGUAUAAGGCUUUAGAACUGAAAGGGUUACAGGCUCUGUAGCAUGUGUAUAAGGCUUUAGAACUGAAAGGGUUACAGGCUCUGUAGCAUGUGUAUAAGGCUUUAGAACUGAAAGGGUUACAGGCUCUGUAGCAUGUGUAUAAGGCUUUAGAACUGAAAGGGUUACAGGCUCUGUAGCAUGUGUAUAAGGCUUUAGAACUGAAAGGGUUACAGGCUCUGUAGCAUGUGUAUAAGGCUUUAGAACUGAAAGGGUUACAGGCUCUGUAGCAUGUGUAUAAGGCUUUAGAACUGAAAGGGUUACAGGCUCUGUAGCAUGUGUAUAAGGCUUUAGAACUGAAAGGGUUACAGGCUCUGUAGCAUGUGUAUAAGGCUUUAGAACUGAAAUGUAUUGUGCAUAUGCACUAAACACCUGCUCUGUUCAGUAAAAAAAAUUGUAUUUUCAGCUCAAAAGGGUGCCAGCAAAAACAUUUUAUUAUAAGCUGUUAACUGUAUAUUAUUUUUUUAAUUAUCUCAAAAGCUGUUUUUCCAAGUCUUACUUUUGUAUUUCAUAUUAAAGAAAAGACCUCAAAUGGAAACUAG
This is a messenger RNA of Anguilla anguilla (European eel), 4056 nucleotides long. RefSeq names its product rho GTPase-activating protein 10-like. Gene Ontology annotation, biological process: signal transduction. The transcript has 23 exons. Gene Ontology annotation, cellular component: cytoplasm. NCBI's taxonomy places the organism in Eukaryota, Metazoa, Chordata, Actinopteri, Anguilliformes, Anguillidae. Bases 415 to 2832 code for a protein of 805 amino acids. Gene Ontology annotation, molecular function: GTPase activator activity; protein binding. The record is from RefSeq and is a predicted model, not a curated record.